GUUGUCUUCCUUAGUAUGCCGAGGAGGGAGAGGCGGUUGGGUGUCAUGUACAUUGAUAACGAUAAAGACCGCGAUGUCACCUUCUUCAAGAGACGUGGAGGUUUGUACAAAGGCGCUGCUGACCUCUCUGUCCUUACUGGUGCUAAGGUUGCUAUCGUCCUUGAGAAGGACAAUGGAAAGAUGCACUCAUUUGGGGCGCCAUCAACCAAACCAAUUGUUGAUGCUUUUCUAUUAGGACAUCCACCAACAACUCCAUUCACCAAUGGGGUGACAACUUCAAGAAUUGAACGCCUACAAGGCAACGUUGCUCGGUUGGACAUGGAGAACAUGAAGGAGGGUAAGAGAAACCAACUCUCCAUCCAACGUAUGAAGGAGAUCCAAGACGACAAGCCAGGUAUGGAGGCAAAACUUCUGUUCUCAAAGGAAGAAGAUCUUAGUCUUGAAGAUCUUGAUAGGCUCUUCAAUGACCUCUCGAGGGUUCAAGAUGACAUUAGAAGACGUCUUCCUCCAUUGCAUAAUGGCUGCAAUACUAAUACCAAAUUGUUCUUCUAA
This is a messenger RNA of Lolium rigidum, 552 nucleotides long. RefSeq names its product agamous-like MADS-box protein AGL28. Gene Ontology annotation, biological process: regulation of transcription by RNA polymerase II. The transcript has 2 exons. Gene Ontology annotation, molecular function: RNA polymerase II cis-regulatory region sequence-specific DNA binding; DNA-binding transcription factor activity, RNA polymerase II-specific; protein dimerization activity. NCBI's taxonomy places the organism in Eukaryota, Viridiplantae, Streptophyta, Magnoliopsida, Poales, Poaceae. The record is from RefSeq and is a predicted model, not a curated record. Bases 16 to 552 code for a protein of 178 amino acids.